Messenger RNA from Acaulospora colombiana, 228 nucleotides. NCBI's taxonomy places the organism in Eukaryota, Fungi, Glomeromycota, Glomeromycetes, Diversisporales, Acaulosporaceae. The record is from the annotation of a GenBank genome assembly.
AUAAAUGUUAGUUUAGAUGAAAAUUCCAACAAUAGUUUAUGUCUGCCGGAAGAUUCAAUUAGUGAUAUUUCUUCAUAUAACGAAAAUGAGACAUCUGUUUUAGAUGAUAUUCAAGAUCACCGAGAUAAAGCUGAAUCACAUUUUGCAGAAGGAAAUUACGUAAAAGCACUAGAGAUUUGGGAAAUCAUUCUUAAAGAUCCUCGACAUACGCCAAAAGAUCGGAAUUGA